GGGCGUUUUGAGGUGACGUGGUCAUAGGCAGGCACGCUCAGUCGUUCACGUUUGCUCCACUUUCCGCUAUUUAACUGUAUGAGCUGGCGUUUGUUGUGCUGAGAGUGGAGAUGAAGUUCUGUUCGCUUCUAGGCUACAUAUUAUGUGUGCUGGUGUUUGUGGCUCCUAGCCUUGGCCAGUAUGAGAAAUACAGUUUCAGGAGCUUUCCCCGGCACGAGCUAAUGCCCUUAGAUUCGGCGUACAAGUACGCCCUGGACCAAUAUACAAACGAAAAUUGGAAAGAAAGUGUCGAAUACUUGGAGGUGAGCCUCAGGCUGUACAGGUUGCUUAAGGAUAGUGAGGCCUUUUGCAACCUCAACUGCAGCACAGUGCGACUCGAUGACGAAGCCAAGUUUGCGGAUUUCCCCGAGCUCAAUUUCUUCGGCAAUGUAAUGAAGCGGGCACAGUGUCUGAAACGCUGUAAGCAGGGGCUUCCGGCCUUCCGCCAGACGCAGCCGACCCGUGACACGCUGGAUGAGUUCGAGAGGAGGGAGCCCUACAAGUUUCUGCAGUAUGCUUACUUUAGGUCAGACAACCUUGCUAAAGCUGUAUCUGCAGCUCAUACCUUCAUGCUAAAGCACCCCAAGGAUGAGAUGAUGCAAAGGAACAUGGCAUACUAUAAGAGUUUGCCUGGGGCGGAGGAGCACAUGAAUGACCUGGAGACCAAAAGUUACGAGAGUUUAUUUGUUCGAGCUGUUCGAGCAUAUAAUGGUGAGAACUACCGUACAUCUAUUUCGGACAUGGAGCUGGCAUUACCAGGCUUCUUCAAAGCCUAUGAUGAAUGUCUUGCUGCUUGUGAAGGAUCACGAGAAAUACGAGAGUUCAAGGACUUCUUUCCAUCAAUUGCAGACCAUUUCAUCCAUGUUCUGAAGUGUAAAUUGAAAUGUGAAGAUGAACUCCGGCCAGUUGUUGGAGGUUUUGUGGUGGAAAAGUUUGUGGCAACUAUGUACCAUUACCUUCAGUUUGCCUAUUACAAAUUGAAUGACAUGAAGAAUGCUGCACCCUGUGUUGCAAGCUACAUGCUGUUUGAUCCUGAUGAUGAGGUGAUGAAGCAGAACAUGGUUUACUAUCAGUACCACAAAGAGAAGUGGGGACUUGCUGACACAGAUUUCCUGCCACGAGCUGAAGCAGUCCGCUAUCAUAAUCAGACUACAAUGCAGAUGAAGCUGCUCAAAUUUGCCCAGACUCGUUUGGAAGAUGAUGAUGAGAUGGAAGUUCUGGAAUAUCUUGAUGAGCUUUUGGAUGCCGAGGGUGACAGUUAAGAUUCAGAGCGGGCCAUGUCUUUUUCCCCUGGUCUUUGUAUCUGAUCAGGACUUCUCCCAGAAAUGUGCCUCUGUGCAAGGAAGCAAUUAUAGGAAUGGCAUGAGCCAUCCUACUAGAGGAACCUUGUCACAAUCUACUUGUCAGUUCUCUGCUUGGUGCUACAGAAUGUGAAGCAAGAAACCCAAUUAUAGACCAUGUGACAGGCCAGAUUGCCAAAGCAGACGUCUGGUAAUGGGAAGCAGUGUGCAUUUGGGACAAAAGUCAAAGUUACUCUUAAGUCAUCAUUUUGCACAUUGGACUAAAUGUGACGGACUUGAAAAUCCUGGAGCUGACUUGAGUGGUACACAUGGAUUAAUUACUGUGUGCCCCACCAUGCCUUUGCAUCCAUCUAGCUGGAUCCUUUGACUCUCUGUGCAUGUGAUACUUCAACAACAAAUUUUGUCAAGAACAGAGAAUGGCAGGACUGGAGUGUUCUGACAGAUCACUCGUACAUCUAAGUAUUCAGUUUGUCUUAUGAAUGCUCCUGUUCCUCGUUGGUAAGAGUUGCCCUAUAUUAGUCUCAAUUUAUAAAAGUGCCUUAGACGUGUGACUCUUCCUUUUGCUGCACUAGAGCAGUGGAUGUUUACAAAGAUGUUGAUUACAAUGUUACACCCCAUUUUUUGGGUCUCUUUAGCAGACCUACUUUAACAGUAGGCAUAACUUGUUGCUGUGGUCCCCUGUCCAUCACCCAUGAUCCACUUGGGUUCAUAUCUGCUUCUAGUCUGCUUUGCCUGAGUUUGACAGGAAUGUAUUGUUUACAUUAGAAGCAUAAUAGUAGUCACUACACUGAGAGAGUCAAAGCAGAACACAAAGGCCUCCAGAUCAUUUUUCAUUUUUCUCAUUUGCUGUAAUAAUAUUGUACUUGUUGUCCUAACUUUGUACAUAUUUUCUUUUUGAGUUUUCCCUACCAGGCAGCUUGGUCUUGGUGAGUUUUUAAAAUAAACCUAUUUAUAAUGG
Erpetoichthys calabaricus (reedfish) is the source of this 2298-nucleotide messenger RNA. RefSeq names its product cartilage associated protein (gene crtap). The coding region runs from base 111 to 1301 and encodes 396 amino acids. Gene Ontology annotation, cellular component: endoplasmic reticulum. NCBI's taxonomy places the organism in Eukaryota, Metazoa, Chordata, Cladistia, Polypteriformes, Polypteridae. The transcript is spliced from 7 exons. Gene Ontology annotation, molecular function: protein binding; collagen binding. Gene Ontology annotation, biological process: peptidyl-proline hydroxylation to 3-hydroxy-L-proline; collagen fibril organization. The record is from RefSeq and is a predicted model, not a curated record.